UCGUAGAGAAAGAAGAAAAAGUAUCGCUCGUCUCUGCACUUCUAUAAUAUUAUUAUUACUGUGGGCAUCUCGAAACCUCUGAUUGUCUUGCCACGCUAGUAUAGCUAGGGAGGCAUUGCGCUGUUCGGUUCAGUCUCUGCUUCAACCAAGCAACCGGGAAGAAGGACGGGUUGGAACCACUCCCCAGGCCAGGCAGUUUCCUCAAACGGCUGAAGGCAACUUCCAUUCUUAGAUGGCAACCAUGCGGACUGUCUGGUCACUAUUAGCCUCCGUUAUCCUGUAUGCCAUGCUGACAUCCUCUGGCACGUCAGCGGAGAGCCCAGUAGUCAAAUUUCUUCCAGAUAUGGUAACAACGUGCAGCAGUACCACGGGGAUCAAGUCUACCUGGUUAUUUUCGGGCCGUUUAGCACAUGGUGCUGUCUAUGCUCAAAAAACAUGUCGAGACAUGGGAUUUGAUCUGCUAGACUAUGCUUCCUUCAAGGACACCUCACUCGGCUUGACAGCAUGCGUAUCCACUGUGCUGAAAAGUGCGCUAAAGAGAUACAAAUAUUAUGAGCAUCAUCUGUCCUACUGGGCCAUCAGUGGAGGGAAGGUUUCUCCCUAUCGAUUCUCCACGGCACAUGGUGACGAGGGAGUUGAGCAAGCACCCGGUUUCGAGAGCUAUGUGAUGUGUUCUGUGGGUUGGAAAUCUCGCCAGUACGGAAUCUACACGUUUUCAACCCCUUACACUGGACUUGCUGUCACGUAUCAGGCUGCAAAGCAAUCAUGCGCAUUACGCGGCCUGCGCAUGAUGGCAGAGAAUGACGCAUACCCUCGGCAAUGGGCGGCCAUGUAUUAUCCAGUGUUCAAGGACCUCUACAUGAAUAGUAACUAUUGGCUUAUGGGUGGCAAAAGGUUUGUCGUCGGAAACUACAAAAGCCCAACAUCGAAGGAAAUAAUCAUGGAAAUCUUCAGCGACCCUGGUUUGAAAAACGGAGUGCUGUGCGUACAGGUUUGCUUUCAGGGGUUCCUCAGAGACGAUAGGUGCGUCUGCAAAGGCUCGUAUGCAGGGGACGGAUGCAGGAAGUUGAUGAGUAGAAGUGAAAUCUCGAACUGUCCCACCAAUUCUGGACUGUCCACAUGGUUUCUGAACGGGAACGCUCCAAAUGGUUAUCCUUGGGCAGAACCUUGGUCAUUUCUCACCGCAAAAAGAAGGUGCGUUGAGAGAGGGUUUCAUGUGAUGAACUUCACGGCGCUGACGACCGGGACACCGCAGCAGCAGCAAUGCAGAAACAGGCCUUUCGCCAGGUAUUUAGGUCUCGUCCGGAAAUACGCGCGAGAGGGGAUCAUCCACAGGUAUGGGUAUUGGUCGUCACCGGGCAAGUACUACUCGAACGGUCAGAAUCCUCUGUGGAUAGCGAAUGAUACGUCGUUGCAUCAGCCGAGAUAUUAUGCCGCCUGCUGGGGAAGGUGGCUCACAAGAACAACCGCCUCUCCUCAAGCGCCUGGCUCGUUCUCCCUGGCCAGACUGUACGCCACGACCGUGCAAAGCUACAGGUUUGCAAGCGAAGCCUGCGACCUCAUCGGGCACGAGCAAUUGUCUGCACACCAGCUGUACGCGGCGUUCACGUACAACGCGGCUCUCAAGGCAGAUCUGAAAUUUCUCAUGAUCCCAGGUUUACAUUACAUUCUGGCUGAAGGACAGCUGUUGGCCACGCGUUAUGGUGAUGCCAUCUACUUCAGUUACACUGAGAGACUUGGAUCCUCUUUUGGGGUCUUGUGUGGACAUGGACCCUUUGCCGCUAUCCCGACUGUUUUUUGAGAAGGUGGAUUGCGAGGUGGAAUGUCCCACUUUCAAGGAUAAAGAGGCAAAGACAUCACAUAUCUGUGGAGGUGAAUGGCGUAGCGUUAGACCGUUAACCGACCACUUUCCGCCGUUCCGCUUUUCAAGAGGAAAGAGAAUGAUUGGAUGUGACUACAUUGCUAAGAUCCUUGUUUUCCGGUUGUUCUACCUUGCUUUUGCUUUCUUGUUGGGCGUUUGGUUGCUCAUAACAACGAGGUUGUGCCUUUAUGGGCCUUUUAGAUUGACGUCUCUUCCAAUGUCUUUCUAUUUUCGACCCGGUAAUGUUUGGCUGAAAAUUUGCUGCGGCUGAAAUUUUGUUUUCCACUG
Sycon ciliatum is the source of this 2149-nucleotide messenger RNA. RefSeq lists its product as uncharacterized. The record is from RefSeq and is a predicted model, not a curated record. The coding region runs from base 233 to 1801 and encodes 522 amino acids. The transcript is spliced from 9 exons. Lineage: Eukaryota; Metazoa; Porifera; Calcarea; Leucosolenida; Sycettidae.